Molecule: messenger RNA, 4866 nt
Organism: Aspergillus japonicus CBS 114.51
Lineage: Eukaryota; Fungi; Ascomycota; Eurotiomycetes; Eurotiales; Aspergillaceae
Product: putative NF-X1 finger and helicase domain protein
Exons: 13
Coding region: 1-4866 (1621 amino acids)
Biological process (GO): regulatory ncRNA-mediated heterochromatin formation
Cellular component (GO): nuclear RNA-directed RNA polymerase complex
Molecular function (GO): helicase activity
Source: RefSeq, a predicted model, not a curated record
AUGCGGCAGUCCGUCAUACAAACCCUUAGCACUGAGAGUGGUUCGAGAUGUAUCAAGAAAAUGCUCGACCAGACCUUCGAAGGCUUGGAUGGCUUCGGACAGAAACAAAUUCUCAGAGCCCAGGCCAUCCCAUUCUUCGAAGUCAUUUCCCACCCAGAGGUGCUAUCUUCUCCAGUCCUCGAGCAAGCAGUUGGAACCAUCUACAACUUGCUAUACGGCAGAGGGGGUGCCAGUGCAUCACGACUUUUUGCCUACGUCUCAGACGUCUUGAACAAACGUGUAAAGGAUGAAACCACUGCAUCCUGGUUGGAGGUUACUCUUUCGGUCUUCUCUCAGAUGGUCGAGCUCAAAUCGGAGGCACUUGUUCAAGACUAUCUCAGAACGGUUGCUAAAGGAUUCGAGGAGAUCUUUCUCGCCUGGACGAGCAGCUAUUCGGAGGCCUCUUUACACCGUCAAUCUCAAGUGCACUUAGAACGCCUACUGCGACGGUUCGAGAUCGGUAGUUCUCUUCCCAGCAUCGUAGAGAAUAAUUCUCAAGGUUCUGCUAUUGAUCGUGGGAACUUUGUCAGUAAGUGCGAGCCACCUGGGGGCCGCCAUGACAAUGACCAUGCAGAUAUCUGUCAGGCUCGCAUCGUGCCCAGCUACCAAGAGAUCUUGAGUAUGCGAAACGAGUACCUUCACCUCUAUGAUCCUUCACAGUGGCAUGUACGUGGUCUUGAAGGGCUCUUGGAUCGCAACUUCCGUUUGUUGCGAGAGGAUACCAUUGGUCUUCUCCGCGAUGCUAUCCAUUCAGAGUUCAGACUUUCGGGACAAUCCCAGAGAGGUAAGAGUCAACAACGCAGAAAUGUAUACCACGAUGUGAGAAUCCUUAGUGUCGAGUUCCACUCAACAUCCGGUGUACAAUUUGAGGUUGGCUUUUAUCAGCCUGCCAAUGUCGCUUCAAUGACGGCUACGAAGCGCGAAGAAUGGUGGAAAAUGUCUAAACGCUUGCAGCCAGGUGCUUUAGUAUGCCUCAUAGCAAGAACGAAUUUUGUACUUUUCUGUACCGUCGUUCAGCAGCAGCAGCAGCAGCCAGUGAAUAUGGCACAAGGACACGGCGCUAGAAAGCAGCGACGAGAGAAGAAUCAUUUGCGCUCUCUAUCGGAAGAUCCCCAAGUUGCACGCAUUACUGUGGAGCUGACCGACGGGAGAAACAAGAAUAUCCAGAGUCUCCUUAGACAAUACACCGAGCAAGAACCGUGCUCCGCUCUGGUGGAGUUUCCUGGUGUCCUUCUCCCAGCGUUUGAGCCGACUUUACGAGCACUCCAAUUAAAGCGGACCGCGAAUUUGCCCCUGUCUGGCCUGAUUAUUCCUCCUCGUCCUAGUACCUCAGAGCCCAAUACAGUGUCCCCCCCGCUCUAUGCCCUAAAGCCCGGCUUCCGGUUCGAUCUCCGAUGCUUGACAAAUGAAGAUAGAGAGUUGUAUGUUUACCCCGAUCAGCCAGCCGACCUACAAACUCUGCGUCAGCAUUCCAGCCUCGACGAUGCACAGGCGACUACCCUUGUCGAUGCUCUUCAGCGAAGACUUGGAUUGAUUCAAGGACCACCAGGAACUGGCAAGAGCUAUACAGGUGUUGCUAUUAUCAAGGUCCUUCUUGCAAAUAAGGGCCCUGAUAUGGCAGACUCAGGACCGAACUUAUGUGUAACAUACACCAAUCAUGCUCUUGACCAACUUUUGGGUUCCCUACUUGAAGGCAAAGUCACCGAGCAAAUCGUUCGAAUCGGUUCGCGGUCCAAAGCUGAAUGUAUGGAGCUCUUUCAACUACGGACACUCGCGAGAAAAUUUGACAAGACGAAGUUUGAAAAGAGAGACUGUGCUCGUGACUUCAAGAACAUAGAAUUGACACAGAAUCACACCUGCUUGACUAAUGCAUCACUUCUUUUCGGUACAGGUGAGGACGGCUUCAAACAUCAAGAGGGCAAGAACUGCAAGAAAGUCUUAAAUCGUUGGCGCUUUUCCGGUGGGAAGGCCGACACCAACCAUGUUCGAAAGGUCGAAGAAAUGACUUCGGUCAAACUAACGCAGAUGUCACACUUUGAACGACAAGCUUUGUACCAACAUUGGCAGAUGGACAUACGGAGCGAAAUGGAAGAGCAAUUGAUAAAAAUUUGCGGGUCACAUCACACUGCCAAACGUGAGCUUGACAACAUUCGCAGUGAAGUUGAUCUGCGAUGUCUCGCUCAGGCUGAUAUUGUUGGCGUUAAAACGAGUGGUUUGGCUCGAAAUCUCGAUAUGCUCCGGAGGCUGAAGUCCAAGGUUGUGCUAUCCGAAGAGGCAGGAGAGGUUCUUGAAGCUCAUGUCCUUACCACUCUUUUGCUAUCGGUCGAAAAUGCAAUCCUCAUUGGUGAUCGUCUCCAGCUCCGGCCCCAAGUACAGAAUUAUGAAAUAUCGCGCGAGAACAAGAAUGGUGGCGAAAAGUAUGGCCUGGAUGUAUCUCUCUUCGAAUGCCUUGUCGAUACAGAGAGCCCUAUGGAUGCCAACCUGCCAUUCAGUACUUUGAAUACGCAGCGGCGUAUGCAUCCAUCCAUCGCCCAGCUUGUACGUGGCACAUUAUAUCCGCAGCUCCAAGACGCACUAUCUGUGGAUGUAUAUCCUGGCGUUGCUGGGCUUCGAAAGCGAUUAUUGUGGUUAGAUAACCGUGUACCAGAGGCCGAUCCGUCAAUUGAGGAUGCAACAGCCACAUCCAAAUGGAACGACUAUGAAGUUGAGAUGACUACAGCCCAUGUCAGUCACCUCUUACGGCAGGGGAAGUACAGGAGUGAUGAUAUUGCUGUUAUCACGCCUUACCUUGGUCAGCUUCACAAACUACGACGCAGACUCGGCCAGUUGUAUACGAUCGCUCUGGGGGACCAUGAUGAGGAUGACCUCAAUAAGGCUGGCUUUGACGAUGACCCGACUUCGAACUGUACUGGAGUAAGGUCAGCUCUGUUGGAGAGCGGCGAGGAGGCGAGCGUGGUUGUCAUCUCACUGGUCCGCAGCAAUCCGCAGACUCAUUGUAGCUUUCUCCGGACGCCGAAUCGAGUCAAUGUCCUUCUUUCUCGAGCUAAACAUGGCAUGUACAUCAUUGGCAACUCUAUGACGUCGACGCAUGUUCCCAUGUGGGCUGAUGUUCUUGAAAUGCUCGAGGAGAACGGGAACAUUCGCACCAGAUUAGAGCUACAGUGCCCACGGCACCCGGAGAGUGAGAUAACCGUCUGCGAACCAAGCGACUUCCCACGUCUCUCACCCGAAGGAGGAUGCAAUCUGCGAUGUGAAAGGCGAUGUUCUCAUCCCUGUCCCCAGAAUCAGGACUUGUCAACAGUCCGAAAUGAUAUUACCGUGGCAUGCCAUCAUCCUUGUGUCAAGUGUGUCACCAGAAGUGAUACGGCCGAAACUCAGACCGAUCAUGGCAUUUGCAAACAGGAAUGCAAGACGCCGUGUCAUGGAUCAGCAGCAGUGUGUCCACCUUGUCAAUCAGCCUGUGAUAUUCGCUGUGAGAUCUGCCUGUCUGCCUGCCCUCACAGUCGUUGCACAAUGCCCUCGUGCGGGCAUCAAUGCCCGUCCAUUUUAUGUGGGGAUGAUGAAAUCCAGAAUCACAUGGUUGACUUUAUCCUUGGAGAGACCUACCGGGACAUCAACCUCGACGAGAACCCAUGCAAUAUGGAUGCCCAGAUGGACAUGAAGAAAUACUACAUUCUUGACGGAAGGGAGAAGCCAAUUGGUAUUGCCGCAGCAAUGGAGCCGUUCUCCAUGGACGACAUCAAGACGUGCGCCAGCUGCCCUGGGCCCCUGAGAGAUAUCGCCCGAUACGGACGGUUGGUCCGCCGUGCUCUCUUGGAUGAAUCGACAAAAAGGUUAAUAUUGUACAUGAAUCGCGAAUUCGUCCCACUAGCGCAGACCCUCCCUCGAUGCAUACGACAGCUCCAGGAAUUGACAAAUGAACAACCUAUUGUCUGGCCGGCCACUGUCAAGAUCGCGGGCAAGUGCGAAGGCCGACUUGCUACGAUGUGCAAUAUACUUUCUCAAGCCAGCAAGAGACGAUGGCGGUACAUUCUCGAUCUACGGCAAGCAAUCAAGAGAUAUAUGAAGCAAGUAACGCCCGAGGAGCAGCAGUACAGUAAAGUACGCAACUUGGUUGAAAUCGCUCGUCGUCGAAAGGAAGCCACUGAGAGUUUUGAGCCUGAGGACGAUAUCCUUCAGCUGAAGGGGUCGGCUCAAGCCACCGCGCUCAAUUUGCGUCUGGAUAUCGCCUUGCUCGCUGACUUUCUCAGACUUCAUCGCGAGGCCCCGAAACAGACCCGUAGUGCGGUUGAGAUGGAUUUGUCGAAGAAUCGCGACCAAUGCAAGGCUCUCGUGAAGACAGCGGAACUUUCGAAUCACAUUGUUCACCAGACGGAGGGAUAUAUCUUCCUCGCCCAGCUCCAUGGCUUUGAGCGAUCGUAUGCAGCCUCGCCUGAGUUGGUAGAGCGACACAUGGCCCAUGCCCAGGAAGCCCUCAAUCACGCCAGGACCCUCUGCACCUCCUGGCCUGCUCAGACCCGUGGCAUGAUGGACGAAGUCCACGGUGUCGAGAGGAUGCUUCUCGGUGCGAAGUUCUAUACUCCCGUGACCAACGACGAACGCAUGGCGGUCAUUACUGCCAUGGCGCAGGAGUUCCGUGGCACGGGGCAUUGGUACUACCGUCGCAAUGGCCAUCCCUUCACGAUUGGGGAGUGCGGCAUGGCGAUGGAGAGGGCCGUAUGUUCCGAGUGUGGGGAGCCCGUCGGUGGACAGAAUCAUAUCGCUACCGAAGGCGUGACGCGUGCGGCGGACUUGGAGGACAGUUUGGCGCGGUUGAACUUACAUUAA